Messenger RNA from Pararge aegeria (speckled wood butterfly), 970 nucleotides. It is a transcript of the gene RhoL, whose product is annotated as ras-like GTP-binding protein RhoL. NCBI's taxonomy places the organism in Eukaryota, Metazoa, Arthropoda, Insecta, Lepidoptera, Nymphalidae. The record is from RefSeq and is a predicted model, not a curated record. Gene Ontology annotation, molecular function: GTPase activity; GTP binding. Gene Ontology annotation, biological process: small GTPase-mediated signal transduction. The transcript is spliced from 5 exons. The coding region runs from base 328 to 879 and encodes 183 amino acids.
UCGUGACAAACCGCACAGUUGAAUCAUACUCAUUAUAAUAUUUGUGAUCAUUUCGCUUUUGACUAGCAAAGAGCGCGCGCGCCUGUUUUAAUUUUAAUUUGCCGCGUUAUCGUUAUGUUUCUCCGACUUUGAUAAGAUCGUUACAUCACUGAUUGAUAAGAACCGUCAAGGACCGAAUUGUCUUACCUAUGAUCAAGUCAUCGCUAAAAUUCGAUAUGCUACGGUUGUAGUUAAAACGAGUGCUAAAACAAUAGCAGUUAUUGUUUCAACUGUGAGUUGUGAUUUGUGUGUGACCGUUUGUCUUUAUCGGAUGCCGUGGUCCGCACUAUGGGGACGGCACCGAGACUGAAAAUUACAGUAGUGGGCGACGGUAUGGUGGGCAAAACCUGCCUAUUGUACGUGUACACUCGAAAUGAAUUCCCUACGGAAUAUGUACCAACAGUAUUCGACAACUAUAUGGGUCUCAUUACGGUGGACGGCCAAGAAGUUGAGAUGGCAUUAUGGGACACGGCUGGGCAGGAGGAUUACGAACGUCUAAGGCCUCUGUCAUAUGACUCUACGCACUGUUUCCUCGUCUGUUACUCGGUUGGGACACGUUCGUCGUAUGAAAACGUUAUUCACAAAUGGUAUCCUGAAUUAAAACACUUUAGUUCCUCAGUGCCCAUUGUACUUGUAGCAACUAAAACGGAUUUGCGGGCUUCAAAUAAAGCGGUUAUUACAACGCAGGAAGGAAAAAUAUUGAAAAAGAAAAUAAGAGCGGUUCAGUUCGUGGAAUGCUCAGCUUUAGAACGAGAGAACAUCGAGGAAGUGUUCGAAGAGGCAGUCAGAGCGGGUCUUCGCAAGAAACCUGUCACCAAACGUACCUGCCAGUUCCUUUGAUUGAUCAUACAUGUAUAACGCACAUGUAGAUACGUAAUUUUUAAUGAAAUGACCGACAUUCAAAUAUAAACAGUGCAAAGGAAGCUUCUAG